Molecule: messenger RNA, 1216 nt
Organism: Meloidogyne enterolobii
Lineage: Eukaryota; Metazoa; Nematoda; Chromadorea; Rhabditida; Meloidogynidae
Source: the annotation of a GenBank genome assembly
UUUAAAAAAUAUCAUUUUAUGUGUUCGAUACCUUCAACCCUAUUGGGACUUAUUUAAUGGAUUUGCCAAACAACGCUGGAUUGGACGAGAAAUUUGUGAAGUUUUCCAAAAAGAAUUUAUUGGUUAUCAUCCUCUAUAUGCUAUAGCAGCGAUUAGAAAAGGACGUUUAUUUAUUAAUGGAAUUCAAAUGACUAAUCCACAAUAUAGGAUUAGAAAUAAUGACAAAUUUAAUCAUCUAGUCCACCGGCAUGAAAAUGAAAUUCCAGACCUUCCGAUAAAAAUUAUUGCUGAAACAGACGAUUUUCUUGUUGUCAACAAACCUGCAGGAUUGCCAGUCCAUCCAUGUGGCAACUACCGAUUUAAUUCAGUGAAAGUUUUAUUGGAAAAUGAAUAUGGGAGAGCUGUGAAUGAAUUGAGAACAUUAUAUAGACUUGACAGACAAACAACUGGAGUAUUAAUGUUUGCUAAAAAUUAUGAAACUGAUUUUAAGUUUAAAAAUGACGUCCUUAAAAGAGCAGUUUCAAAGAUUUAUUUAGCUAAAGUUGAUGGAAUCUUUCCAAAUGAAGAAGUUAUUUGCGAUCAACCAAUUUCUAUUUUAUCAAAAGCAACUGGCAUACGCCGUGUUGAUUCUGAUGGACAAGAUUGUUUAAGUCGAUUUAGGUUGCUUUAUGCAAAUAAACAAGAAAAUACUUCAAUUAUUCGAUGCCAAAUUGAGACGGGAAGAACACACCAAAUAAGAGUGCAUCUCCAAUAUUUGGGAUUUCCAAUUUGCAACGACACGAUUUACAAUAAUUUUGUUUGGGGUCCAUUAAAGGGUAAAGGAGGUGAUUAUGGGGGAAAGUCUAUUGAACAGCUAAGAAUUGAUGUUGUUAAACAACACGACAAAAAAUCUUGGAUAUCUGAAUCAGAUCCAGAUUAUGCUCAAAGACUUGAAGAAAUUGGGGAAAAUGAUUUGUAUGAACAUGAUCAAUUAGAUUUGCUAAAUCUUAAAUUUGACGAGUUGCCCAGUUAUGACCCUAUUUGUUGGAAUUGUGCAACAUAUCAAAAAAGGCCUUUUCCUGACGAUCAUUGGUUUAUGCCUUUACAUUGUUGGCGGUAUUCUGGAAAUGGAUGGUCAUUUGAAUCACCCCUCCCAGAAUGGGCUAUUCAACAUUCUGAUUUAAUUCAAAAUAAUGUACAGGAAAAUAAAAAAGAAAUACAAACAAUAACUGCCUAA